UGAGUUUAAGUGAGGUUAAAUUGGAAGCAAAACACGAGCAGAACCCUUUGAAAAUUCCGUGAAUUGAGUGAGAAAAUGCUGAAAACUGUGAGAGAAAUCAGCCGGUAUGCACCGCAGCACAAUGUCCUCGCCACUGGCUUCCUCAGAGAAUUUCCUUCCAGGACAGUUUUCCAUUGCCGGUCACUCUACGCGGGCUCAACUCUGGGCGUGGAUAACUUUAAGACGGUGCGAGAGAAGAUUCGAUCACAAUUCUCGAGCAUGACAGACAGAUUCCGGGAGAAAAUGAUUGAGUUCUCGAGCGAUUCUUCCACCAACAUGAUUUUCACCGAGGAUCUGAAGAACAUGAUUCAUCUGGCCAAAAACACUCCUGAGGACAUGGACUUAGUGAAGAAGAUGCUGACGAAAUUCAAUAGGCAGAACAAGGAGUUGCAAUUCGGCAACUAUGUGUUUGGCCCGGUGGUCAUGCGGAUGUUCUACAGCAUGGGAAACAUCGAUGUGCCUCUGGAGUUGAUCCGCAAUCCGGACUUCAAGGGAUUCUUCGAUCAAGUGGUGACCCAGCAGAUCAUGAUGGACAUGCUGUACGAGAAGGGAGAGUAUCAGCAGGUGCUGGACUUGUACACAAAUUGCAGUAAGAACGAGAGUCUGCGCGGUCAUCGGCACUUGGUGGUCCUCGUGAUGGCCUCAUGUUACAAGCUCAACACUCCGGACGCCCUCAAGUACGCCAUGGAUCUCUGGUCGGAUCUGCAGAAGACAGGCAAGGAGCCCAUGAGGAAGGCGGCGACAUUCAUCGCCACCUUGGCGCUGAACCAGAAGCAACCCGGAGUGGCUCUCGAGAUCAUCAGCACCGUGCGCCAGCAGUCUUACAUGACGGUGCGGAACAUCAAGGUCCUGAGCCUGGCGCAAGUGCAUCGCUACGAGGAAGUUAUCGUGAGCCUGAAGGGACUCAUUGAGGUGCAAAUGACGGGAUUCACCAUGAAGCAGUCCAUCAGCAAGGAAAUUCUCGAUCAAAUCCAGGAUAUUGUGGCUCAGUCGAAUAGCAAGGAACUCCUGGCCGACAUUCAGCGAGUCAUCAAGUUCCUCAACGAACACGGCCAUGUGACUGAGAAGACUCUCGAUGAAUUACUGUGCACAGAAGUCACCGUGACGAAUGUGAAUUCGACACGUCCGGAGCGAAGUGUUCUUGCGGGCAGCUUUAGAUCAUCACCUCGCGAGCGACAAGGAGGCUUCACUCCGAGAUUUUCGCGUCCAGGCCUUUCAGACAUAAACUGAAUACUGUUAAGAUUCCCAGCA
Molecule: messenger RNA, 1290 nt
Organism: Phlebotomus argentipes
Lineage: Eukaryota; Metazoa; Arthropoda; Insecta; Diptera; Psychodidae
Product: pentatricopeptide repeat-containing protein 2, mitochondrial-like
Exons: 2
Coding region: 76-1269 (397 amino acids)
Biological process (GO): mitochondrion organization; multicellular organism development; regulation of mRNA processing
Cellular component (GO): mitochondrion
Molecular function (GO): RNA binding
Source: RefSeq, a predicted model, not a curated record